Balaenoptera musculus (blue whale) is the source of this 6287-nucleotide messenger RNA. It is a transcript of the gene FGD5, whose product is annotated as FYVE, RhoGEF and PH domain containing 5. Lineage: Eukaryota; Metazoa; Chordata; Mammalia; Artiodactyla; Balaenopteridae. The record is from RefSeq and is a predicted model, not a curated record. Gene Ontology annotation, cellular component: cytoplasm. Gene Ontology annotation, molecular function: metal ion binding; guanyl-nucleotide exchange factor activity. The transcript is spliced from 21 exons.
AGGCGCCAGGGGGUGCGGGCCCCGCGGGGCGGCCAUGGAGUGAGGCCGCGCGCGGACUCGUGCUCGGAAGGACGGACGCACCGACGGGCGGCCCCUGGCUCCGCGCGCUGGAAGAUGAACAGAGCAGAUUCACCCAAACCACCAGUUGCUCCCAAGCCGAAGGCUGCCAGUCCCCUCACGCCAGUGACGGCACCCAAAUUCCCCUCGUCACCCCGGCCCGAGAGUCUUCACAGUCCCAACUCCAUGUCCAGGGGGCCGAAACCCCCCAUUGCCCCGAAGCCCAGGCUGGCUACCCCCAGUGAGUGGAGGGCCAGCAUCUACAUGAUCAACAGCUUGAACAAAUGCAGCAAUGGGAAGCUGCCCUGCGUAGACAGGGGGCUCUACGACGAGCACCGGUCCACCCCGGAAUGCUCCGAGCCCGAGGCAGACGAGGACUACAUUGUGGCCCCCCGGGCUCCGCCAGCAGAGGACGGACCCAGGGAUGGGGGCUCCGUGGAGAAUGCAGUCACGGUGCCUCCAGAGGGCAGCGGGGGGGAGGAGUGCCAGGAGAGAGGCGAGGAGUGUGAGCAGGAAGGGGCAGUGGCUGCAGAGGACUGGGCAGCCCCGGCUGAAGCGGUGCUGAGUGUAGAGGGUGAUGGAGGCGUCACCCCCACUCCUGAGGACGUGGAGGUGGAGGACUGUGCCUGUGACUCGGGGGCAGAGGAGCAGAAGUUCACAAGUGAGGAGGAAGAGAAGCAGGUGGAAGAGCACAGUGUGUACAGCCUGGAGGACGGGGGUCCUGGGGAUGGAGAGGUGGUCCUUCCAAGCGAUAUUCUAAGUCACCUCGAUGCAGAGGAUUCAGCUGCUCGUGGUGAGGAGCCCGGGCCGCCUGUGACACCCGGGGAGUCAGAGGAGGAUGGUGAGGAAGGCCGCACCAGCACAGAACUGGGGGCACCAGAUGAGUGGUGGGCUGUGCGGGCCCGCUGAGCGGGACACUGCGAUGGCGGCGAGGAGCCCCCAGAGAACGAGGGGCUGGCCACCGGUGUCCCGGAGGCAGAGGCGGCCACAGACAGCCCUGACAUCUCCCAGGAGGCGUGUGAAGAUGCCCCAGGAGGUGGCGGCCAGGAUGGUCAGGAUGAGCCACCUGACCAGAAAGAGAAAACUGACCCAGAAGAAACAGCAGUGGUCACCCAGGAGGCGGGAGAAGACCCUCAAGAAGGCGAGGACCCUGUGCAGGAUGAAGGAGCCGAGGAGAGCUGCCAGAUCAUUCCUUUCGAGAGAGACUUUGUGGACGACUUUGUGGCUCCACUCUCAGGACGUCCCUACGAGUUCUUCCCAAGCGAGAGCACCUCUUUCUGUAGCGAGAGCUGCUCUCCUUAUUCCGAGUCAGCACAAAGCUUAGAGUCAGAGCAGGAGCCGCGGUCGGGGGAACGUGCGGAGCAGGACACCGUGGCUGGGCCUGGAUGUGGCCGGCGUGGCUCCCUGCAGGGUGGCGCCCGGGAGGGACCCUCUGUCCCUGACGUGGUGGUCAUGCCAGAGGAGGAGGAUGCCACGGACGACGCGCUCGCCAACCCCUAUGAGAUGGGAGUUGGCCUGGCAUGCGGGGCAGACCCUGGGGAGGGGGAGAAGCCUGAGGCACAGGCUGCCUUGGACACCGCGAGUGGCUGUGGAUUGAAGGAAGAGGUGAACUCUGAUGCGGAGGGCGGCCUGGUACCCAUCGACAGGAAGAAUGUCAUCACGAGGGCCAGGCCCCACUCCGGGAAGAUGGCUGGCUGUGUCCCAGAAACUGUCCCGGAAGAAACGGGACCGGAAGCUGGCUCAUCAGCCAUUGGCAUUGGGGGUGCCACCAAGGAGGCGAGGAAGGCGGUCCUGUCAUUGGAGGGGAAGUUGCUGGAUGUCGGCAGGGCCUUGCCAGCAAAGCCCAGAGCCUUCACUCUGUACCCGCGAUCGUUCUCCGUGGAAGGCCGAGAGAUCCCCGCGUCCCUGUGCCGGGAGCCCGAGGUGUGUGGCCUAGACGGCCAUGGGAUCAAGAGGAAGGACGACAACCUCUCUCUGCCCUGCAUGAUUGGCUCCUCUGGCAGCUUCUCCCAGAGGGGCCACCUCCCAUCCAGCGGCACCUCCACCCCAUCUUCCGUGGUUGACAUCCCGCCCCCUUUUGACCUGGCCUGCAUCACCAAAAAGCCCAUCACGAAGAGCUCCCCCUCGCUUCUGGUGGAGAGUGAGCCCCCGGACAAGCACACCAAGAAGAAGAAGCCGUCCUUUAAGCGGUUCCUGGCACUGACGUUUAAGAAGAAGACAGAGAGCAAGGUGCACGUGGACGUAAACGUGUCUUCGUCCAGGUCCUCCUCGGAGUCCAGCUACCAUGGGCCGGCCCGGCUCCUGGAGAUGGACCGGAGGAGCCUCAGCAACUCCCCCCAGCUCAAAGCGAGGACCGGCAAGCUCCGGGCUUGCGACUCGCCCUCCUCCCUCAUCUUCUACAGGGACGGCAAGAGGAAGGGCGUCCCCUUCAGCAGGACGGUGUCCAGGGUGGAGUCCUUCGAGGACCGCUCCCGGCCUCCUUUUCUGCCCCUGCCCCUGACCAAGCCGCGCUCCAUCUCGUUCCCCAACGCUGACACUUCGGACUACGAGAACAUCCCGGCCAUGAACUCGGACUAUGAAAAUAUCCAGAUUCCACCUCGGAGGCCCCCAAGGGCCGGGACGUUUACGAAGCUGUUUGAAGAUCAGAGCAGAGCCCUGUCCACAGCAAACGAGAAUGACGGCUACGUGGACAUGAGCAGCUUCAAUGCCUUCGAGAGCAAACAGCAGAGUGCAGACCAGGAGGCAGAAAGCGCCUACACAGAGCCCUAUAAGGUCUGUCCCAUCUCGGCGGUGGCCCCCAAGGAGGACCUCACGUCGGAUGAAGAGCGGGGAAGCUCGGAGGAGGAGGACAGUGCUCCAGGAGACCCCAGCCUCACCCACAAGGUGGACGGACAGUCCAGAGCGCACGUCAUAGCACAGGAACUGCUGUCUUCAGAGAAAGCAUACGUGGAGAUGCUCCAGCACCUACAUCUGGAUUUCCAUGGAGCUGUCAUGGGGGCCUUGGAUGAGAUGGACCAAGAGGGCAAGGACACGUUGGCCAGGGAGGAGCUGCGACGUGGCCUGAGUGAGCUCCCACCCAUCCGCGACCUUCACCAGGGGAUCCUGGAGGAGCUGGAGGAGAGGCUGUCACACUGGGAGAGCCAGCAGAAGGUGGCUGAUGUCUUCCUGGCCCGGGAGCAGGAGUUUGAGCACCACGCCGCUCACAUCCAGCAGUUUGAUAGGUACCUGAGUCUGCUGGGUGAGAACUGCCUCCAUGCCCCCCGGCUAGCAGCUGCCGUCCGAGAAUUUGAGCAGAGUCAGCAAGGAGGUGGCCAGAAUGUGAAGCACCGGCUGCUGAGGGUGGUUCAGCGCCUGUUCCAGUACCAAGUGCUCCUCACAGACUAUUUGAAUAACCUUUGCCCGGACUCGGCUGAGUACGAUAACACGCAGGGUGCGCUGAGCCUCAUCUCCAAGGUCACAGACCGUGCCAAUGACAGCAUGGAGCAAGGGGAAAACCUACAGAAGCUGGUCCACAUUGAGCACAGCGUUCGGGGCCAAGGGGAUCUCCUCCAGCCAGGAAGGGAGUUUCUGAAGGAAGGAACACUGAUGAAAGUAACAGGGAAAAACAGACGCCCCCGACACCUGUUUCUGAUGAGUGAUGUGCUCCUGUACACGUAUCCCCAGAAGGAUGGGAAGUACCGGCUGAAGAACGCAUUGGCGGUGGCCAGCAUGAAGGUCAGCCGCCCUGUGAUGGAGAAAGUGCCCUAUGCCCUGAAGAUCGAGACUUCCGAGUCCUGCCUGACCCUGUCUGCAAGCUCCUGUGCAGAGAGGGACGAGUGGCACAGCUGUCUGAGCAGAGCCCUCCCUGAGGACUACAAGGCCCAGGCCCUGGCUGCCUUCCAGCAUAGCGUGGAGAUACGGGAGAGGCUGGGGGUCAGCCUGGGGGAGAGGCCCCCGACCCUAGUGCCUGUCACACACGUGAUGAUGUGCAUGAACUGCGGCUGUGACUUUUCCCUCACCCUGAGGCGCCACCACUGCCACGCCUGCGGCAAGAUCGUCUGCCGGAACUGCUCAAGGAACAAGUACCCUCUGAAGUACCUCAAGGACCGCAUGGCCAAGGUGUGUGACGGCUGCUACGGGGAGCUGAAGAAGAGGGGCGGGGACAUCCCAGGCCUGAUGAGAGGGCGGCCGGUGAGCAUGAGCUUCCCCCUGUCCUCCGCCCGCUUCUCGAGUAGCGCCUUCUCGUCCGUCUUCCAGAGCAUCAACCCCUCAGCCUUCAAGAAGCAGAAGAAAGUCCCUUCGGCACUGACCGAGGUGGCCGCCUCCGGAGAGGGCUCCGCCAUCAGCGGCUAUCUCAGCCGUUGUAAGAAAGGGAAGAGGCACUGGAAGAAGCUCUGGUUUGUCAUCAAAGGCAAAGUGCUCUACACCUACAUGGCCAGUGAGGACACAGUGGCCUUGGAGAGCAUGCCCCUCCUAGGUUUCACCAUUGCGCCAGAAAAGGAGGAGGGCAGCAGCGAAGUAGGACCUAUUUUUCACCUUUACCACAAGAAAACCCUAUUUUAUAGCUUCAAAGCAGAGGAUACCAACUCGGCUCAGAGGUGGAUCGAAGCCAUGGAAGAUGCAAGUGUGUUAUAGCAGUUAUCAAGCACGUGGACUCAGAGUACACUCUUAGGUUGAUGCGUGGACCCUUCCAGAAGCCAAUCUGUGUCUCCACUCAUCCGGACACACAUCUCGAUUCAGCAUGGGGCCUGACCUUGUUUGCUGUAACCCCUCUCUCACACCUUCACAAGUGGAACCCUUAAGGGAUAUUUAUGGACCUUUUCUGUCUUCGUGUUUUCCACCCCCUCCCCAGGCAUAAACUAUUUCCUUUUCCAGUAGUGAGUUAAAAUUUAGUAACAUGAAGAUGUGGAAACCAAUAGAGAAGUACAUUUUAGAAAUGCAAGCUUUUUAGUAGAAACAAGCUUUUACAAUUUUUACUCCUGGUAAACAUGAUGACCUUUCACGUUGUUGAUGUCGGUGCCUCAGGUGAAGUGAGAAACAACCAGCGAAUAACAGCUACUCUCAUCAAAAGCACUUUAUUGUUUUACUGAGCAACAACCUCCAGUUUUAUUUUUUCCAAGGGAUUUACUUAAGUAAAUGGUAGAUGGAGUCCUGUGGACUAAUUUGCCACCAGUACUGGCUGUGGCGCAAGGAGGCGACACCAGGAGGGUCUCCCUUACCACGGAGGGUGCAGGGCCACGUGGCACUGGAGCACAAGGGGAGGACUCUCUCCUCCAAGUGCCCACCGACCGGCAGACCGACAGGGCUUCCGAAAGGAGGUACUCCGUCCUCCCCACGGCGGUCCCAACACCAGAGUAGUGCGGGAAACUCCGCUGCUGGCAGAUCCGGCCCCUGCCCCCGGAGGUCACUGCAGACCCUCCGAAGAGACAGGGGUCUGCUUUAAUUUAUUGUGUGCCUUCCUGAGUUUACCCCGCACAAGCUGAUGUCGUUAUGCUUGUGAGAACUAUUCUUGUUUUCGACACGGUGAUCCUUCUGCUGUAUUCCUGAAGCCUUGAAAGAGAUAAAAGGAGAGAAAACAAGAUGCAAUCAGAAGGUGAAUUCGUGGUCUUGGCCAGUGGCUCUGGACACAGUGAGGGAGCACAGAAAUAGUGGCUUGAAGAUCCUCUCUGGGCGCCUGGGGCUCAGUCACCUCCCCGCUGAUGACUGCUGCUCACGAUGCUGGACGUGUUUUUACAUAAAGCAGAGUGGUGGGGGGACUCCUUGUUACUCUCAUCGAAAUAAAAAACAAUCAUCACAUUUUCUGAUGUCCUGUCCCCAUCUUCCUGCUGCCCUGUCCCCUAAAAAAGGCAUUUGCCUGACAAACAUUUUGUAAAAAGCACCAUCUCCAGGAGUUAUUUACAUUAAAUAUUUUUAGGGGAAUUUUUUUUUUCUAGUUUGCAGUUCUUUUAAGAUGUUUGGUUAAACAUUUAAUUAAUGAUUCAAACUAAGUGAUUAGAGAGGCCUUCUUAUUAAUUUUUGAGGGCUUUCAUUUUCAUCGUCAGACAUAUUGAAAUGGGCCUUCUAGACCCUUUGAGCCUUUAGAAAGCACAGCAAGACUUCAGCACAAGGAAGUGGGCGCUUCUCCAACCUGCCCGUGCCACUGCCCGUUGUCAGUUUCUGAGCUCCGGGUAGAAUUACGUCUGGAAGUCAUCUGGAAGGCCUCUUUCACUGUAUAACAUCCUAUUUCUGAUACUCUGUAAAGAAGAUGUGAU